Molecule: messenger RNA, 1518 nt
Organism: Coffea eugenioides
Lineage: Eukaryota; Viridiplantae; Streptophyta; Magnoliopsida; Gentianales; Rubiaceae
Product: protein XRI1-like
Exons: 9
Coding region: 249-1151 (300 amino acids)
Biological process (GO): female meiotic nuclear division; male meiotic nuclear division
Source: RefSeq, a predicted model, not a curated record
GUCACCAAUCACCAUUACUAUUAUUUCUGUUUUUAGGGUUUAUUUAUUCACCAUUUUUUGAGCUUUUCAUUUUUUAAACUCCUUUUGUACCAUUAAUACUUUUCAGUGUUCGUUCUUGAGUUGUGUGUAGAAUGUGGAAACAUCGAUCUAAUUAAAACGGCUAGUUUUAAUGCUUUGCCCAUAAGAGGUAGCAGUGGAUGUAUCAGGCUUGAUUUCUGAGGCAAACCAACAGCAAAAAGAUAGCCCAAAUGAAUUACAACAAUGAUGAAUACAUGUGGGAUUGGCGAUGUGAUGAGUAUUGUCUUGAAGAUAACGCUGACCUUGAUAUAUCAAAUUGCCUGUUGAGUGGAGAUGGCCAAAAUGAACAUUUUCCGUAUAUUUUUAAUGAUGAAACUACUCCAAUUAAAGCAUGUGGAGAUUUAGCUUACCAUGUUAAUGUCGAUGAAAACUCAAGCAAGGAAUUAAAUCAGUGCAAGGAGGCUUCUCUACAAGCAAAAAGGCGACGAACUCUACAGUUUGAGUCUGAAGAUCUGGUAGCAUCCUUCUGCAAUGAGGGUAUUUCAUCCACGUAUUUAAAAUCAAAGGAGACAGAGGAUUCUGUGGAAGAGGCUAUAUCUGAAAUGUCAAAUUGGGUUUCCGGAUUUGCAGAAGGUACAUCUGCAUCUGGUGAUGACAUACUUGAUCAGUCAUCUGAAGGAUGGCUUGCUGAUUGCAUCAAUGAUGCUGAAAUUCAGUUCAGCUCCGAGGAUAUUAAUUCUUCUGGUGCAUCUGAUGUCCAGAUUGAUGUUGCAGAACUUUGUGGCACACCACCUGAAUAUGAAGCUAAUGCUAUUCAAGAGCGACCUGUUCGGACCUGUAGAAAUGUUGUUUUCAAAGGUAGAAAAUCAUAUAUGCGGCCUCCUCCUAAGUUGGCUUCUUCAGUCGUCUACCCAUUUGCAUUUAUUAAACCAUGUGGCGUUCAUGGGGAUGUGACACUAAAGGAUAUAAACCAAAGGUUACGUGAUCCACCAUCAAAGCUGAAGCAAAACCAGGAAGACCCUUCUGUUUCUUAUCCCACAUCAGCCUUCUCUGGGAAACCUGUUGUUGGGAAAACUAAGAUAAGGACUGAAGGAGGAAAAGGAAGCAUUACAAUUAUGAGAACAAAAGGUUAAUCACAUUAAAGCUGGUUUAGCUUUUGUGGUUGUGGUGCUUGUUCCAUCACUCUGUGGCAAUCUUCAUGUCUUAUCCUGACAUUAUCAAAUUGUACAAGCUAACUUCUUGGAGUUCAUGAAAGAAUUGUUUAUGCUGGGAAACGGUUUUCAUUAUAAAGAUAUCUAGUAUGGAGUUCAUGCUGGUAGUAUGACAUUAUAGAGGUUUCCUUUUCCAUUGGAAACCUCUAUUCAUAUUUUCUAGUCUCAGUCAUGUGCAGAGCUUAUUCUCGGUGUAUCUUCUGUUGCAUUAGAUCUGGUACUCUUCUAGAUCUGUCUCAUGUUUUAGUGAUUGAUUGCAUAAUUGUGAUUAAAGUAAUGUUUUCUGGCU